Colletotrichum spaethianum is the source of this 654-nucleotide messenger RNA. Its product is annotated as small glutamine-rich tetratricopeptide repeat-containing protein 2. Gene Ontology annotation, molecular function: GTP binding; GTPase activity. The record is from RefSeq and is a predicted model, not a curated record. Gene Ontology annotation, cellular component: COPII vesicle coat; endoplasmic reticulum exit site. The transcript has 4 exons. The coding region runs from base 1 to 654 and encodes 217 amino acids. NCBI's taxonomy places the organism in Eukaryota, Fungi, Ascomycota, Sordariomycetes, Glomerellales, Glomerellaceae. Gene Ontology annotation, biological process: membrane organization; endoplasmic reticulum to Golgi vesicle-mediated transport; intracellular protein transport.
AUGUGGAUUAUUGAUUGGUGUAUGUGCCCGACCUCUUCCGUCCUCCCUUCGGCCUCCAUCACCACGAGCUGCAGCAAUCAUUUGCGCGCCUGCCUCCGCCGGCCGCUGCAGCUUGUGGCCAAGCAACCCAUCCCUGUCUACAACGUUCUCUCGAGCCUUGGUCUGCUCAACAAGCACGCCAAGCUCCUCUUCCUCGGUCUCGACAAUGCCGGCAAGACGACGCUGCUGCACAUGCUGAAGAACGACCGUGUCGCCAUUCUCCAGCCCACUCUUCACCCCACUUCCGAGGAGCUUGCCAUCGGCAACGUGCGCUUUACCACCUUCGACCUGGGUGGUCACCAGCAGGCCCGUCGUCUCUGGAAGGACUACUUCCCCGAAGUCAACGGCAUCGUCUUCCUCGUCGACGCCAAGGACCACGAGCGAUUCCCCGAGGCCAAGGCCGAGCUCGAUGCCCUCCUGUCCAUGGAGGAGUUGGCCAAGGUCCCCUUUGUCAUCCUCGGCAACAAGAUUGACCACCCCGACGCCAUCUCUGAGGAGGAGCUGCGUCACCAGCUCGGCAUGUACCAGACAACUGGCAAGGGCAAGGUCCCUCUGGAGGGGAUCCGGCCGAUCGAGGUCUUCAUGUGCUCGGUUGUUCUGAGACAAGGUGCGUAG